AGUUGCGUUUGCUAGUCACGCGUCAGUCGUCGUUCGGUACAGUUGUGUCUGUCUGCCUGUGCGCAUACACUUCGAAUAUUUUUACAAAUUAAAAGGAAAAGUGCAGUGAUCCUGUUAGCAAAUAUCUAUAUUUUUGUGAAUGAUAUUAGUGAAGUGAAAAUAUGUGAUAAUAUAAUUUAUGUUGUACCUACAUUAUUAUUGGAGUUCGGAUUUACCUUUCAGCGCACAGAUACGCAAUGGUGAAGUGAGCGGUAUGCCGUCAGCGGCGCUAGUGGCGCUGGCGCUGCUGGCCACGGCGACGGCAGCGCACGCGCAGCUGCGCCCUGAAGACGCGCCGCCACCACUCAACGAUACACGUUGCGGGUCGGAGUGUGUGCGUUGCGGCGCGGACGGAUGCGUGCGGUGCGCGCGGCUGCUCGUGUGGCCGGGCGGCGGCUGCGUGCGCGUCUGCCCGCCCGGCACGCGUGAAGCUUGGGCACAUGACGACCAUCUAAUGGGACGUGUUUGCUAUCCCGCUAACACUUACAAUGAGGUGUUAGUGGGCGGGGCGUGCGGUGCAGUACUGUGCGUGGCGCUGGUUGCGGCGGGCGCAGCGUACGCGCGGUGUCGCGGCCGCUGUCAGGCGCGCGCGCAGCCUCAGCCUCUGCCACCACUCGCCCAGCACGACGACGACGCCCGACUUAGAGAGUUUCAUAAGCAACUCGAUUGUUUACGGCCUCACGCUUUCACUCUGCUUGCAAUCCUUAACCACACGCGGCAUCAAGUGAGAGAGCUUUACCAACUGGGCAACAACGACGCAGCUAUGGCGUACAGCUGCGUUCUGAGCGAUUUGGCCAAACUGCUAAUACUGCUCAACAAGCAGCAGGUGCCGGUCGUGCCAGACGAGUGGCCCAGGCUCGCUAGUUGGGCGGAACGGAUACUAAAACGUUACAGCCGAAUGAAUGUGAGUCAACAGCAACAAAAUCAACUUGUUAAUUUCCUACCAACACCACCGAGCCAAGAAUCAGAUUCCGAAACAACGCAGCAAUCAUUUUCAACGUUUAAGCCGCCAUCUUACUCGCCUACGUCAUUUGACAGCCAUACAAUAGACAAAGAGCUGAACCAGAACCAAUGGAAUGACGUCAGACCACCGAGCUACUCGCAGAUAGAGAGGGAGAAAAAUAACUAUUCACAAAUAGAAAGACAAAAAGAGACAAUCACUCUCUCCGACCCCUGGGAGAGGAGACCGAUUGUAAGAAGAGAAAGUGUGUGGCUCGAAGAUGAAUUAUUUGAAAUGACGAGGCGACCUCAAGACGAACUUACCACUGAACUUUAAUUCUUAAUUAAAAUAGCAUAUAACGUUAUAUAAUAAUUAACGUUACAAAGUAGUACAAAUAUAUCUCACUGUCUUCUUAAUUUAGUUAGAAAAUAAAUUUUAUCUCUUUUAAGUU
Messenger RNA from Papilio machaon (common yellow swallowtail), 1430 nucleotides. RefSeq lists its product as uncharacterized. The transcript has 7 exons. Bases 179 to 1315 code for a protein of 378 amino acids. The record is from RefSeq and is a predicted model, not a curated record. NCBI's taxonomy places the organism in Eukaryota, Metazoa, Arthropoda, Insecta, Lepidoptera, Papilionidae.